AUGUCAUCGGAUGAAUGUGCGUCGAUCCAUCAGAUCACACCAGCUCGACCUCGACACAGGGCGAUUACUCGAGUCUGUGUAAUCUCUGAUGAUCCGCAGAAAGACGAGUCUCCAUCAGAACUAGACAACGAUGAUGGUAAAGAGAGUCUAUACGAAGAUCGAUUUUGCAAGGUCACAGAAACGGACAUCUUUGUCAAGUGCUAUUAUUUUCCAUGCGGUAGCCAAGCCCGUAUUCCUUUGCAAGAUAUAAAAUCACUAAGAAUACAGGCGCAAACAGACGAGUGCUCAUCAAUAGCCUGGGGAUCAGUCGAUGAUGUUAUUUGGUGGGCCUUCGAUAGUAAAAGACGUUUACGAGCUAAGCCAUAUUGUAACGUUGUGAUCCGGGAAACGCGACGACCUUACCUUGUUGGAUUUACAAUCAGAGACAGAAAGAAUUUCGAAAAUGUACUGAGACACUUGCAAUCUAUCAGAAUCUCGUAAAUAUUGGUUGAUGAUGACUACUUAUAAUGAUUUGUACAUAUAUGAGAUUGAAUGGCUUCAAACAGGGUUUGAUUUUUUUUUACAUGAUGACUGUAGAGGCAAUUAGAUUGCUGACUUGAGAUCCUCUUCAUUUCUGUAUAGAAUGUCGAUUUGUUUGAUAUGCC
Molecule: messenger RNA, 644 nt
Organism: Cylicocyclus nassatus
Lineage: Eukaryota; Metazoa; Nematoda; Chromadorea; Rhabditida; Strongylidae
Source: the annotation of a GenBank genome assembly